This is a messenger RNA of Pseudoliparis swirei, 2365 nucleotides long. RefSeq names its product uridine monophosphate synthetase (gene umps). Gene Ontology annotation, biological process: 'de novo' UMP biosynthetic process; 'de novo' pyrimidine nucleobase biosynthetic process. Lineage: Eukaryota; Metazoa; Chordata; Actinopteri; Perciformes; Liparidae. Gene Ontology annotation, molecular function: orotidine-5'-phosphate decarboxylase activity; orotate phosphoribosyltransferase activity. Bases 64 to 1527 code for a protein of 487 amino acids. The record is from RefSeq and is a predicted model, not a curated record. The transcript has 10 exons.
CGGAAGUGCUGUUUCCCCGGGUAAGACCAGCCAGCAACUUGGACGGAACUCCGGAAUACAGACAUGGACAACAUACCCAUCGAAAGUUUAGUCCUGAAGCUCCACGACGUGAACGGGGUGAAGUUCGGGGAGUACACGCUGAAGAGCGGCCUGCUGACGCCCAUUUACAUCGACCUGCGGGUCCUGGUGUCCCACCCCGCGCUCAUGAACCAGGUGUCAAGUCUUCUCUACCAGCGGGUGCAAGACGAGGGACUACAGUUUGACACCGUGUGUGGGGUUCCCUACACAGCCCUGCCUUUGGCCACGAUCAUCUGCUCUAGGAACGAACUGCCCAUGCUCAUCAGGAGGAAGGAGGCGAAGGACUAUGGAACCAAGCGUCUGGUGGAGGGCUCGUUUCGGGCGGGGGACACAUGUCUGAUCAUCGAGGAUACGGUGACCACCGGCAGCAGCAUCCUGGAGACCGCUGAAGUGCUCUACAAAGAGGGCCUGAAGGUGACCGAUGCCGUUGUGCUAAUGGACAGAGAGCAAGGCGCCGUAGAGAUGUUGGCGUCUCGGGGAAUCAGGCUCCAUUCCAUCGUCUCCAUGUUCAAGCUGCUAGAAGUGCUGCAGGCGGCCGAACGCAUCGACGCCAAAACCGCCCAGAACACCAAAAAGUUCAUCCUGGACAACAACACGUUCAGACCCAAGGAUGAUAAUGGAAACGGGGUCCCUGCUGCCAAGAAGGUGUGUGGGGAGAAGAACAUUGAGCUGAGCUACGCAGACAGAGCCAAACUACCAAACGUUCACCCCCUGGCGUCCAAGCUGCUGAGGACCAUGGAGGAGAAGCGCUCCAACCUCUGCGUGUCCGCCGAUGUGACGAGCAGCGAGGAGCUCCUGCGGCUGGCGGACUCUCUCGGUCCCUCCGUCUGCCUGCUGAAGACCCACGUAGACAUCCUGCAGGACUACACCGCGGCCUUCGGCCAGGAACUGCAGGCGUUGGCCGAGAAACACAACUUCCUCAUCUUCGAGGAUCGCAAGUUUGCCGACAUUGGGAACACGGUCAAGCGUCAGUAUGAAGGUGGGUUGUACCAGAUCUCAUCUUGGUCCCACAUAGUCAAUGCCCACGCGGUGCCGGGGCCCGGCGUUGUGAAGGGCCUGAGUGCUGUAGGAAAGCCUCUGGGCCGCGGCUGUUUGCUCAUCGCACAAAUGAGCUCCCAGGGGUCACUGGCUACUGGUGAAUACACACAGGCUGUGCUGAAGAUGGCAGAGGAGCAGUCCGACUUUGUGAUUGGGUUUAUCUGUGGCUCUAAGAUCACCAACAGGCCAGAGUUCAUCCACAUGACCCCUGGGGUGCAGUUGCAGGCCGGAGGUGAUGGGUUGGGCCAGCAGUACACCACCCCAGAGGAAGUCCUCUACAACAGAGGCUCUGAUGUCAUCAUCGUCGGUCGGGGUAUCCUGGAGGCCCCUGAUAGGCUGAAAGCUGCCGAGUUAUACAGAAAAUCAGGCUGGGAGUCUUACACAAAGAGACUGUGCCGGAGUGGCCAAUAGGUCGGGAGUGGCAUCCGCAUUGCGUCUCAUUUCAAAUUGAAUCUACAACUUUGAUAAGGACGUCUGAGAAUGACCUUUAUGAAUUAAUUUCUUCACCAGUGUGCACAUUGUUUUAUACAUAGAUGCGUAUGUCGUCAUUCGCAGGAGUUACCUGACGGGUAUGGGGAACCGCACACUUUACUGUCGAACAUGUGAAAAUGCCAACUUUUGAUUCGUUCGUAUUGAUCAGCCGCUUUAAUUGUGUUCUUCUGAUUCCCUCGUAUCAAUAAACUGCUCGUCUUGACCUGAAGUCCGUCUGCUGCCGUAGCCCCGACCAGAUUCGUGAAAAUGUCUCAGUAAUCUUUUUUUAAAUGGCUCAUUCCUCCUAUGUAGGUCAAACCGUGCAGAGUUAGAGAUGGGAUGUGGAUUAUCCUGAAAUGUUAGUUUUCUUUAAAGUUGUUUUAAUGAAUUUGCUGCCUAACUCCUGAAGUCCCCUGAGGAUGUGUUUGUUGAAGAAGGAUGACGAGUUGUCAUUCCUUUGAGGAAGACUUCCUGUCUGGAUGAAGUUUUUCCUUGCCACAAUGCUGCUGUUCCUGUGUAUGAUUUCAUCUAAUUGUUGCAACAUUAGACCAUGAUUCUUUGUAUUAAUAAGAGUCUGUAUGGCUAAUACCUUUUUAGUGGUUGUGUCAUUUUUAGGUUGAAAUUUGGGGAAUUCUCCAAUCUGGGUUUCAAGCAUAAUUUUCUCAUAUCAGAAUUUUAAACUUUAUAUACCAAAUCUCUGCUAGUCAUUAAUGAACUCCAGCUUCACCAAGUAGCAGUAUUGGGUUGAUUCACACUUCAGUAAUGGUUAAACAUUUUU